UGGAAAAGGGGGGCGAGGUGAAGUGGGGGGGAGAGAAAGAUUCGGACGGAGCUAAGGGACCCCCAUUGAUCUAGUGAAAAGGGGCAACACACAAACACACACACACACAGGCACUGUCGGGGGGGGCACGCAGUGUUUUACACACACACACACACACACACACUUGCAGGCACUCGCACCCCCUUUUUCUUUUCUGCAAAAGCCUUAAAACGAUGCACACUGUCCGGCUGUAGUGCUCAAACCUCACACGUCCUUGCAGCACGGACAAACACACACGCACUUGCCCGUGCACACACCCAUGCACGCACGUGUGUAAGUGCAGAAAGCGGAGCAGUGUGUGUCGAAGGGGGGGGAGAGAGAGAGAGAGAGAGAGAAGAGAGAGAGAUUUCCACUCCCCCCCCCGGGUUGAUUGUCAUCCUCGGUCGAUCGUCACCUGUCCAGCGUGUGUGUGUAUGUGUCCCCCCCCCCCACUUCGCCCGCCCGCCACCCCUUUCUCUCCACUCACCCACCCACCCUUUUAUAUAUAUAUUUAUAUUUUUUUCCCUCCGUGGGGUUAUGCGGAGUGUCACUCACAGGUCCCCGACAUGUUCAUCCCACUGCCGGUCCCCUUGGUCUUCCAAAGAUCCGCCGGCCCGGAGAACGGAUGGCGCCUCAAGUCGCCGCUCGCCCUGCGCUCUGCAAACGAAGUAAGAAUGUCUAAGCCCCUGGAGCUGGAGAAGGCGCGGCUGGAGCUGCAAGAGGAGCACACAGAUACAGAAAGAAAUGGACCUGACACAAACCACCAGACCCAGCAGAGCAAACCUUCCCCGUUCUCCCCAUCCCCAACCAGCACCGGCACCAAGAUCAAAGCUGAAGACCCAACAGAAAUUCCUCCAGCUCCAGCCCCAGUCCCGGCUCCCCCAGCUCAGCAGCCACACCUGCCCCAGGCCCAGCUUAUGUUAGCUGGCAGCCAGCUGGCUGGGCUUACGGCCCUGAUGCCUGCCCAACAGCAGCUGCUUCUGCAGCAGGCCCAAGCGCAGCUCCUGGCAGCCGCCGUGCAGCAGUCCAAUGCCGCAGCUGCCGCAGCCUCCUCUCAGCAGCCUGGGGCUGAGCUGACGGCGCCACAGAACCAGCCCCAGACGCCACAGCUUGCCCUGUCGCAGCCAAUCCAGCUCACUGCACAGGACAUCCAGCAGCUGCUCCAGCUCCAGCAGUUAGUCCUCGUCCCAGGGCACCACCUCCAGCCGCCUGCACAGUUCCUGCUGCCACAGGCCCAGCAGGGACAGCAAGGGCUGCUCCCGACACCAAAUCUCUUUCAGCUACCUCAGCAAAACCCAGGGAGCCUCCUGCCGAACCAGCCUCGUGCAGGACUCCCAGCACAGCAAGUGACUCGGCCUGGCCUCCCCGAGUCCCACCUCACUCACUCACAGCCGCCCAAAUGCCUGGAGACCCCUUCACACCCUGAGGAGCCCAGCGACUUGGAGGAGCUGGAGCAGUUUGCCCGCACCUUCAAGCAGCGGCGUAUCAAGCUGGGCUUCACACAGGGUGAUGUGGGGCUGGCCAUGGGGAAGCUUUAUGGGAAUGACUUCAGCCAGACAACCAUCUCGCGCUUUGAGGCACUCAAUCUCAGCUUUAAGAACAUGUGCAAACUCAAACCUCUACUGGAGAAAUGGCUCAAUGACGCUGAGACAAUGUCUGUGGACUCUACACUUCCCAGCCCCAACCAGCUGAGCAGUCCCAACAUGGGCUUUGAUGGGCUGCCAGGCCGGCGCCGCAAGAAACGGACCAGCAUUGAGACCAAUGUCCGCUUCGCAUUGGAAAAAAGCUUUCUCGCGAACCAGAAGCCUACCUCAGAGGAGAUCCUACUUAUUGCCGAGCAACUGAACAUGGAGAAGGAGGUGAUUCGCGUCUGGUUCUGCAACCGCCGCCAGAAAGAGAAGCGGAUUAACCCUUGCAGCUCUGCUCCCAUGUUGCCUGCCCAGGGCAAGCCUCCUGGCUACAGCCCUCACAUGUCCGUUUCUCUGCUGCAUCUCCUCCAGGUGACCAGCCCAGGCACCGGCACAAGUCUGCCCCUCUCCCAGGCUUCCAGUAGUCUGAGCACAACAGUUACUACCUUGUCCCCCACAGUCUGCUCCCUGACCCCCAGUCGGACAGCGGUGGGAGCAGGGGGCACCACCCUCAACUCGGUCACGCCACCCCCAAGCAACAGCACAAACCCCAGCCCCCAGAGCAGCAGUCACCCAGCUAUCAGCUUGCAAGGCCUGAAUCCCAGUACGGGAAGCACAGUGCUAGGGGUGAAUGCAGGGUUAAACCCAGCGCUAAUGGCCACCAACCCGCUGGCCACCAUACAAGCAUUGGCCAGUGGUGGAAGCCUGCCAAUUACCAGCCUUGAUGCCAGUGGUAACUUGGUCUUCAGUACCAGCGGAGGCACGACUGGAAGCCAGAGCAUCGUGACUUCGUCGCUCUUCCUCAACCAUGCAGGCCUGCCCUUGCUGAGUGCUGCCCCGGGAGGCGUGGGGCUGGUGUCGGCGGCGGCUGCUGCUGUGGCUGCCUCCAUGCCCAGCAAGUCGCCCACCCUGACCUCCUCCUCUUCUUCCUCCUCUUCCUCCUCCUCCUGUUCCUCAUGCAGCUCCUCCAGCGAAGUGGCGCAGACUCUGGGGCAGGCUGGUCCCGGAUCCACCGAGCCGGAUGCCAAGACGGAAUGAGGGCUGAGGGGGGAGCAUCCUCCCUGCCUUCUCGACACGUGGGGGUAGUAAGGAGCGGACGUACAAACCGACGAGUGAAACCAAAAAAAAAAAAACCAAACAAAGAAUUGUCAGCAACAGCCAAACGAAAAACCAACCAAAAAAUAACCCAAAGCAACCAAACAAGCAAAGCAAAAAGGGACAAAGGAAGAAACCAAAAAGAAUUCCCCAAACUUUUAGCGUUCAUUUUUUUUCCUUUUUUCUUUUUCCCCUCCGAUGUUCAGGACAAAAUGCCUUGCAAAAGGUGACUUUGUCAAUUGUUUGCUUGAAUUAUUUUCAUUGAUUUCUCUUUAUUUCUUAUUCGCUAGUUUCCUGGACAGUUUCAGAAAGGAAACAAAUAAAUGGGGAUCGGUUGUUCUUUUUUUGUUUUUGUAAGAAAAAGAAAAAAAGAAAAAACACAUUUAAAAUCCUUAAGGGGAAAAUGAAUCUCACACCAAAAAUCACCAGUCCUAGCUUCACCCAAAGCUUUUUACAGACUUUUCUAACUUCUGUGUCUGGUCGAAUGUCUUUCAAAACUCUUAUUUAUUCUUAUUUAUUCUUUUACUUUUCUUUGGGAUCCAGAAAGGGUUGGACAGGGUGGGGGUAUAUUGGUUUAAUUUCAGGAUCUUGCUAUAUAUAUUUUCCUUUUCCUUUUUAAAAUGCUAAAAUAAUAUCCUUUUCUGCUGUGUUUUUCGGAACUAACUUUAUAGUUUAGAGGGAUUCUCACGAAGGCUAGGAUUUUCAAAAGGCAAUAAUGAGAAUUAGGUACCAACUUCCCAUGAUGGUUUCCUAAUUGAUGUCCUGCAAUGAUUAUUAUUAUUUUGCAUCUCUGCUUCUACCUGACUCAGCCUUGCAAUGAACUAAAAAACACACCCAAGAACCUCUAGACCACAGCAUCCUUUGACCAGCUUGCUUGCCAAUGCAUUCCUACAUAUAUAGCCAAUUCUGGCUUGAAAGGAGAGCUGCUGGUGGUGGGGAAACUGCUCCCUGUCUAGUUCCUUACCUCUGAUUCUGAUUCAUCAUAAGGCCAGAGUAUCUAGUGUCUGGGUGAGAACUCUGUGCCCCUUCAGAGGUUGCUGUACUACAUAUCCCAGCAUCCCUGAGCAUUGGCCAUGCUUGCUGGGGCUGAUGGGAGCUGGAGUCCAGGAACAUUUGGAAGGCCACAGUUUCCCCAUCCUGAUCUAGUGUAUCGAAUGCAGGUGGAGGAGCCUAGGCAUUGCCCUCUCCCUGUUACCCCACUGAGGACGGAAUGAAUUGCAUCCAUUCAGGAGUAAGCUUAUUAGUAACACCUGGGUUACUCACAGGGUACAAAAUGUAAAUACUCAUGUCUUUGCAAGACAAGAAGCCUUAUUGAAAGUCUCAGCCUUCAACUGUUUCAGGAUGGGCAGCACUAAACGUGUACGUUUUGUUUUAUCGGCUUUUUCUUUCUUUCGCCACUGUUCAAUUUUUCUGUAGCUUUUCUUUUCUAAAUUGAUUUUUGCCUGGGGUUAGUAUCAGGGGUUAUUUUUCUGAAAACAGGGGAUGUGUAAUUUUUAUUCUUAUUCUUUUUAUUUUUAUAACUGUGUUCUGAAAAAAAUAAUAAUACUCAUAUUCCAGUGCCUGACAAAAACCAAAACAAAACAAAAAAAACGGGAAUUUCAGCAUUCUUUACAUUUUCCAGAAAAAAACCAAAAAUUGAUAGACAUCACUACAGAAAACAACAAGAUGAAGACCACUGGGGAAUAAAAAUGAAACCACAGAAGAGGGAUAAAAAUCCCCCCCUUUUAUGUGGCUCACAGAGACUCGGAGGCGAGAGACAAAACUUUUAACCAAAAAGAACCAACCAAGUGAACAAAGGAAGCGUACAACAACAAAAAAACCACCACACCAAAAACUUUUAAUUCAAGAAGAAAGGAUGAAAAAAAUACGUGGGAAUAAAUGGGAAAUCUUUACUUUCUCUGGUUAGACAAAUGGCUCAACCGUCUUUCUCUGUCCUGAAAAAAAAAAUACCUCAUGGAAAGGUGCGUUGAGAAGCCAAGAUUUUAUAAGUGGCAAAGAGACAAAAUAAAUAAAAGUAAAACGAACCAAAUCAAUGGAAGUUGGGAGGGUGAGAUCAGAGGAUCCUGAAACUUCCUCCCAGAAGUCUAGAAAGCUUUAAAAAUGGCUUCUCAAAACGCUCUUUUUAUUUUUUUGUUUUUAAACUUUUAUUUUGUACAUUUUUUGUUGGUUUCCUUUAUUUUAUUUUUUAAAAAAACUGGUUGUUUUGGGAUUUUAUUUCUAAAUGUGUUUGAGGGGUGUUUUUUUUUAGUCAAUGUUUUGGGGGCUCUUUGAAUGUUCGUCUUUUACUUUCAACUCCUGCGAACCAAAGUCUUGCUGUUGCAGAGAAGGAAGUUAGCCAUGGCAUACUGCGAUCUGGUAGAAAACAAAAAAACCAAA
Molecule: messenger RNA, 5117 nt
Organism: Podarcis raffonei (Aeolian wall lizard)
Lineage: Eukaryota; Metazoa; Chordata; Lepidosauria; Squamata; Lacertidae
Gene: POU2F2
Product: POU class 2 homeobox 2
Exons: 16
Coding region: 453-2684 (743 amino acids)
Biological process (GO): regulation of transcription by RNA polymerase II
Cellular component (GO): nucleus
Molecular function (GO): DNA-binding transcription factor activity, RNA polymerase II-specific; RNA polymerase II cis-regulatory region sequence-specific DNA binding
Source: RefSeq, a predicted model, not a curated record